Molecule: messenger RNA, 1926 nt
Organism: Spizellomyces punctatus DAOM BR117
Lineage: Eukaryota; Fungi; Chytridiomycota; Chytridiomycetes; Spizellomycetales; Spizellomycetaceae
Exons: 1
Coding region: 388-1707 (439 amino acids)
Biological process (GO): regulation of transcription by RNA polymerase II; cell differentiation
Molecular function (GO): RNA polymerase II cis-regulatory region sequence-specific DNA binding; DNA-binding transcription factor activity, RNA polymerase II-specific
Source: RefSeq, a predicted model, not a curated record
CGGUCCCUUUUUUGUGAAUGAGGCUUUUUUUUUUGUUGACAACCUUUUUGGUUUAUAGAAUCUUGUACUUCACUCCGAGAUGUAGUGUGCUUUUUUCGUCUUCUUGCGUCCUUUAUCAAUUUUGACUUGCAGCUGUUGGGUGGGGGGGAAAUGUGGACACAUUUUCCUGAGCCAUCAAUGAAUGACAAAGAGGGUUGGCCCAAUGUUACAUACCUCGACGACAUAAAAGGGAGUUUGUCGCCUAUUCUCGCGGUUCUUUUCGUUAACGACGAGCUCUAUUUUGAACGAUUGCCAUUCCUCCAUACAAUUGAUUAUAUGCUAUCCAUACUGCCCAACCCUACCCUCUUUUGUGCGUUGCAAGUGAUUCCCUCUGCCUGACGUUCUGUAAUGUACUCGCGAGCACACCAUCCCGCCCACAUCCAUAUACCCUCCACGGCUUUCUCGCCUUAUACGUCAGGUCCUUACACUGCGCCCGUCGGCGGUUCGCAUCCUCCAGGCCAGCCAUACUUUGAAAUACCAGUCUCCAUCCCGCCCUCUCCUGCCCUCUCAGAAUCAUCUUUACCGCUCCCAUCACCGUCGCCAACCGCUUCCCCUUCACCUCAAAUAGGCCCCAACAGACAUCUUGCUUCUGGUGCUAGCGCCUCAAAUGCAGUAAACUCGGGUCAUCGACCAUCGUCUAGAGAUGCCAUCAACGCGGACAAGCCGAUUGAAGCGUCGGCUGGACCACAAAGUCUAACAUUUGUUCUUUCAACAAUGGAGGAUGUAGCCGAGCAGAUUCAACGCGAGGAAAGCGCCCCAAAGAAGCGAAGAUUGAAAACCAAGGAUUGGCAACGUGACAUUCUGAUUAGAGUCUUUGAGACGGAAACUACCAUGCCGGAUCCUGAGCGGCGAAAAGAGAUUUCUGAUGUUGUCCGAAUGAGCCCGCGCGCGGUCCAAGUCUGGUUCCAAAACCGUCGAGCCAAGGUCCGGGCAGAGGCGAAUCGGUCAGGCUCUGGGAUACCGGCCGCGAGAAGUCUGGCUGAAUUGCCAGUCCAGUCUAUUCCUGGCGGAGAUGGUGUAGAGGCCUACCAUCAAGCAUCACUGCAAGGUGGUGACAUGCAAAUCAGUGGCAAGCCUGUCGCUUCGGAUGCUGCUGGGGACUUGCUUGCUCAACAGCAAAUUGCGUCUUCCAUCCGAAUAGUCGAACCAAGCAGAAUGCACGUUCCUCUGCAAGGUGGCAUAUCCGCUCGAUACGGUCCCAUGUCCCACUCUGACGUCCCAUCUCACACUGUUCCCUACUCCUCACCAUCGCCAAUGUAUAAUACUUCUGAAGAUUGUUCGACCUAUCAUGAUCCUGACAGAGCAAAUCUGUCCCCUGAAUCGCACUUUCAAGUUACACCUGAUCGAACUCACCCAAGUCCACGCCAGGGAUUGGCAUCCGGGCAUUACCUCUUGCCAAUGCCACCUCGACGAGCCAUCAGCCUUGAUUCAUCCUUCCACGUCUAUCCACUCACCAACACGUCCUCUGUAGCACCACGGCCGAUAUCGUCGUCCGGUUACUCGCCGAUUCCUCAUCUGGGUGACACAUUUUCGACAUUUGGGUCGUCCAAUCCCCAUCAGCUAGUGGGAGUAGCCGCUCCGCAAAUGAUGUACCAAAAUAGCCGGAACGCAAGUCCCGUCAUGGUGAAUCAAGACUAUUUGGAGCAGAGUGCUUACCCACAGAACUGAUCUGUGGGCCAUUAUUUAUGUACAUUUGUUACGUAGAAACCCCGGAUGGGCGAUAAGAGUGCUGGAUUGCCAAAAGUGCAGUAAACUAGGCUGAAUUUGUUGGUUUGUAAAGAUUAUGUAGGCUGUGAAUACUACAGGCGUGCGUAGCUGGUCUGCGCUUUUAAAGCAGUGAACAUUGCAAAGUGAGAUACACUGUACUGUCCUAUAAUUCAUUCUCUA